Molecule: messenger RNA, 1566 nt
Organism: Colletotrichum chrysophilum
Lineage: Eukaryota; Fungi; Ascomycota; Sordariomycetes; Glomerellales; Glomerellaceae
Exons: 1
Coding region: 1-1566 (521 amino acids)
Biological process (GO): spermidine biosynthetic process; spermine biosynthetic process
Cellular component (GO): cytosol
Molecular function (GO): adenosylmethionine decarboxylase activity
Source: RefSeq, a predicted model, not a curated record
AUGGUCAACCUCUCGGUCCCCAACAACUACACCUUCUCUCCGUCUGAGGCAACUCCUCAUCUGACUAUCAAUCACGAUGUCGCUGCCGAUCUAGACUCGAGCAACGCCUUCGAGGGCCCCGAGAAGCUCCUCGAAGUCUGGUUCGCUCCUGGUCCCGACGCUCUCCCCGCGAGCGCCCAGCCCGAUGGACUGAAGGCUGUCUCCGCCGACACUUGGGUCACCAUGCUCGACAUGGUCAACUGCAAGAUCUUGUCCGUCCUCGAGUCCGACUCCGUCGAUGCCUACCUGCUCUCCGAGUCCAGCUUGUUUGUGUUCCCCCACAAGCUCAUCCUCAAGACCUGCGGCACCACGACUUUGUUGCUGGGCUUGCAGCGUCUGCUCCAUAUCGCUGCUGAGCACGCUGGAUUCCCCUUCCACAACGCAAAGGCGGCCACCGACAUCAAGGCUGCCGCGACCCCCUACCGCGUCUUCUACAGUCGCAAGAACUUCCUGUUCCCUGAUCGCCAGGAGGGUCCCCAUCGCAGCUGGAAGUCGGAAGUCAAGUACCUCGACGACAUGUUUGAAGGCGGCAGUGCUUACAUGGUUGGCAAGAUGAACGGAGACCAUUGGUACCUGUACAUCACCUCGCCCAACCAGACCUUGACACCUCCCCGCACUCCCGAGGAGAAGGAGACCCCUCUUGGGUCUGCGUCUCGUAUCCCGACUGGCAGCGUUGCCAGCUUCAGCAGCGGUGUCGAGGAGCACAACGACGAAACUUUGGAGAUUCUCAUGACCGACCUCGACCCUGAGAAUGCGAAGCAAUUCUAUUUGUCGCACGCGAGUGCGGUCGCUAGCGACAAAUCGCAUCUGCUGCAGACUCAGGCUGCUCGAGACAAGGCCCACGAGAGCUUGGGCGACCUUUCCCAGGUUCCUGAGAAGAGUUCUGAUGAGGAGGUGGACGUUUUCAGCAACAUUGGCGAGUCGGACCUCACCGAUGCUGACCGCGCUGUCAAGGAGGCUAUGACAACGGAGGGCCAUGCUCUCGGUACCGUCGUGUCUGAGGGAUGCGGUCUGUCCAGCGUCUACCCCACAAGCAAGUACCCCGGUGCGCGUGUCGAUGCCUAUCUCUUCAGCCCCUGUGGUUUCUCCGCCAACGGCGUCGUUCCUGCCAUCACCGACGAUGAGGACGCGUCCAAGAGCGAGAAGGGGGCCAACGCUGCUCACUACUUCACCGUCCAUGUGACUCCUGAGCCCGACUGCUCGUUUGCCUCUUUCGAGACCAACGUGCCCGGCGGCCAGAGCGGCCGUACCACCGCGGAGAUCAUUGAGCACGUCGUAGAGAUUUUCAAGCCUGGACGUUUCAGCGUUACCCUAUUCGAGGCCAAGGGGAAGAGUGCCAACCCCUACGGUAUGGGUGAUUUUGUCUCCAGAACUACUGCGGCCCAGCGUUUGGUUGACCCUGUCCGGGGAUACCGUCGUAUCGACCGCAUUGUCCAUGACUUCGAGGACUACGAUCUCGUGUUCCGUUUCUACGAGAAGGAGGACUGGGCGGGUGAUCGUGAGGCCCGCCUCGGCGAGCUGAUGUAG